GCAUGCUAGCGUGCAGAGAGGCUGCGUAACCGAGCUAAAGCUACAACUGACUCACACGUACAGGAUCGAUCCAGCCUUUACACGCACUGUCGCCCCUUCACACGUUUCAGCCGAACGAUUGGUGGCCAGAGCCGGCCACAGUGACAAGCUAUUCCCUGCUAGCAAACAGACCGAGUGCUCCUACAGUUGGUUAAGGCACUUGUUAUCAGCUAGCUGACACAACCGGCUAAUAACUCGGUGCUCCGCAGGCUGCAUCGUGUCGCUGAGCUAGCUUACUCUGUACUCUGUCCACCAGUCAAAGUCGCUAUCCGAUUUAGCUACUAGAUCUAUCCUCGUGAUUAAUAGGCUUGCAUGGCCAAUGACAAACAGUUGUCCCGCAGCUAACGUUGUAAUGCUAUAGAUUUUAAUUUGCUAACACAGACGUCGUGGGCUUUUCUUUGGGAUGAGAGUAACAAACUUGCCUGUUGGUUUGCACUGUAAAUAUCCUUGGCUUAAGUCAGAACCACUUUACUAGCCUAGCAUAAGAGCCUUAAUCGGUAUUGUUUUGUGCUGUUGUGUUUUGAGGAUCAUGAGUUUGUAGUAAUGUGGUAAAGUUUCUGGUUGAGCACUGUUUCUUUUCUUUUUUUUGAAGUUUGCAAUGAUUUGACGGUUGACAGCACUGCUCUUGUCCGUCUCUGAGGAGGGGAGAGCCUCUCUUUCACUAGGGACCGCUGCCACAGGAUGAGGUUCAGCCCGUGGCCCCUGGCCCGGUGAAGUAGCUUGUCUUGUGGCAUGUGGAAUUAGGCUAACAGUGUAGCACCGUGUUCGCCACAAGGAGGAAGGCCCUGAAAGCCACAUCUGACGUCCAGAUUCACACCGAGACGCAUGGUUUGAAGUUGAUGCUGUUUUUGUGUUGAUAUCCACUUUGUCAGCAUUGAAUACAGUUUGAUUCCAGGGAUUCCUUACAUGGACUGGAGCAGGUUAAUCAUUAGAUGUCUGUCGAUUCAGUGGCAUAAAGAUGACGGUGGCAUAGUGAGCAAGCGGGUCAGUCUGGCUGGUUGAGGUGUGGAGGGGACACCACAAAACCACGCCAGGUUUCUGACUAAUAAAAUUUCCACUGCCCUCAAUAAACCUCUGCAUCAUCCAUGUCUAUCCCUGGAUAAAAGCUACAACUAUGGUGACACUUAUCACAGAGCAGCUCCGUAAGCAGAGUCUGGAAGAGCCUUAUCAAAAGGCUUUCUCAUUCAAUGUGAAUGUGUCAUUACCUGCAGUGGGCUCCAGUCCCACUGUCUCGUGGAGUGCUGGUCGAUCAAGACAAGAAACCCGCUCAGCUACACACCCAUCAUCCAAAGCCAACUUUCUAGAUGAAUCCUGUCGACUUGACUCCAUAUGGCUUCCUUCAAACGCGGGAGAACAUCACCAGAGAAUGGAGGUUUCUUCCUUUACAGAAAAGGCUUUACAAAACUCCCCACCGCCACCACCCCCAAAACGCCACUGUCGGUCCCUCUCUGUUCCAGAGGACCUGUUUCGGUGCCGCUCCACCUGGCAUCCUAGUGCAUCCAAGGUUUGGACCCCAGUCAAACGUGGCUGCCCAAGUGGAGGAGCAUCUAGUUCUGGCUCUGGAGCCAGCUCUUUGCUACUUUGUGGUCCCAGUUCCUCUUCCUCUGUACACUCAUCUUCUAGCCCUACCUUCUUUAGCUUAGCACUCUCCUCUGACUCCCCACUACCAUGGAGCUUCCCAUGGGACCCCUGUGACACACUGAAAGGAGCCUGCUCUGCCUCCUUUGCUACUCCAUCCUCCUGCUCCUCUUCACCGGCCCCCCUGAUUUCUCACUUAAUGCUGCAGCGCCGCUUCUCCCUCUCCCCUGUGCACAUUCAGGACACCUCUGUUGUACUCCUGCCGCCCGAGCCCUCCCCUGCUUCUGCUCUAACAUAUGGCUGUUCUGGCAUGGAGCACCAAGCCCUGUCUCCAUCUCCCACUUCAGCCUGCAGUACACCAUCCUCCUGUAGGCGUGACCUGCAUCCAGCGCUGCCACGAUGCCACUCUCAGCCCUGUGACAUGCGCAAACCCCGCUUAAAGAGGCGCCAUGACGCAGAUGUUCUCCCCUGCCCCAGGCCAGGCCUUAACUUCAGCAAGAUGACACAGAUUGGUAAUCGUGAGAGCCUUGCAUGUGCUACAGAUGGCUGUCUAAUUCCAGUGUCUUCCCAGGCAGAGCAGUGCUCAGCCUUCUCCCCUGCAGAGUUCCUGGGACGAGGCAGCAUCGGGCCACUAAGUGAAAGUGAAGAAGAUGAGGAGGAGGAGGAGGAAGAAGAUAAAAGAAAAAGGACCUUAAUAGAUGGAGGACAAAAGAUUGUUUUUGAGAGGGACUGCACAGAACUGGAUUUGAACCUUAUAGAAGAAAACUGACCACUUGUUGGUUCUCCUAGUGUAAUUAGAGCCUCCAUAACCAUGUUAAGCACACCAGUAGGCUUUGCGUGCUUUUUGGGCAGAAUCCUUGGGAAAGUGCUGACCUCAUAAGGCUUUCAUCCAGAGUUUGAACCGAGCAAUUACCGUCAAUAUCAAAUUACAAUGUAAUGAUUGUAACACUUGGAACUAGUUCACUGUUAAACAUUUCACAAAAAUGCCAGUGCCUGCCUUUUCAACACUCCAUACGGAAAUGUGCAUGAACAAAUAAGUGAGUUUUCAUGCUUACAGACUUUUGGCUAAUAUUUCAUAUUGAUAAAAGUCUUGAAUUAGCCUUAACUGUUGGUAAGCAUCUUGAUAUCCCUGCAUAUCCUUAUCGAAUAACAUAUUGCGUUAAGCACAACAUUCUUCUCAUUUGCUCAUAAGUCACACACUAAAGACAGAUUGCUUGGGAUUGUUAUUGAGCAUUGGUCUGUCAUCAGAUGCUUAUUAUGUGUGUGGCUCUCUGAAUUUGGACAUAAAGUAAAGCAGAACCUAAUUAUACCCUGUGUAAUUAAAAAUAAUAUGCAAGUAGCCCAAAUAUAGGAAUUAUGUCCAUAUAUAAAUGCUCUCUGGUAGGUUGAACAGGAUAUAAUCCAAGAUCUUGCUGCAGUCCCUCAAAUCUCUCAUAGACCCUGGGAAAAAAAAUCUGCUUUUACUGCUGUUCUGUCAUUGAUUUGUCCUUUUGGAGCACCUCUACAUCAUGGAAGGGAAGGUUUUCUUCUGAUAGGAGAAAGGAUGCCUCCCCCUUUUUUGCGUUUGUUUGUUUGGACAUUAGCACAAUGUCAGCAGUCAUACUGAUGAUACUGUAAACUGAACAUUGCCUUAAGCUUUAAACACAGAGUUCUUGGGACUCUGGUCUUCUCUCUCACAGCCAGACAUUAUUGCAAACUCCAUUUGCGCUGAUUCAGAUAUUUUUGAACUGGUGGUACAUGCACUAUAAUCGCCAUUUGAAUAACUGGAUGGAUGCUGCAGCUGGACUUAAACAGGGCACAAUGAAAUGUACUGCACAGUGGUUAGAGUGAGUACACAAUGUCGAGCUAAUUCUGAGUGAAUGUGACAAAGGUGGGAGUGAUGCAAAUGACUUGGUGGCCUUUCAGAAACGACCUUUCUUGUGUUUUCAGAUGGUAAUAUUCCCGUUGCACAAUUUAUGUACAAAUAAACUUUAAUAGAGAAUGAUAUUUUUUUUUUUCCGAAAAA
Messenger RNA from Hippoglossus stenolepis (Pacific halibut), 3622 nucleotides. RefSeq names its product protein FAM53C. NCBI's taxonomy places the organism in Eukaryota, Metazoa, Chordata, Actinopteri, Pleuronectiformes, Pleuronectidae. The transcript is spliced from 6 exons. The coding region runs from base 1154 to 2386 and encodes 410 amino acids. The record is from RefSeq and is a predicted model, not a curated record. Gene Ontology annotation, cellular component: nucleus. Gene Ontology annotation, biological process: protein import into nucleus.